Molecule: messenger RNA, 1976 nt
Organism: Phalaenopsis equestris
Lineage: Eukaryota; Viridiplantae; Streptophyta; Magnoliopsida; Asparagales; Orchidaceae
Product: B3 domain-containing protein Os03g0120900-like
Exons: 3
Coding region: 380-1450 (356 amino acids)
Molecular function (GO): DNA binding; DNA-binding transcription factor activity
Source: RefSeq, a predicted model, not a curated record
CUUCUCCCCCAUCUACACGUCUGAAUUACCUCAUUACCUCUCUCUCUCUCUCUCUCUCUCUCUGCGCCCUCUUGAGUUCCUCGCUACCAAGGUUUGGUUUUUCGAAGAUAAUUCUCUCUGGCUCUCAUAUUCUUUCGGGAACUUAUACUCUUUGUUCUCAUCGGAAGCUUCCAACCAGUCGGAGGAAACCAGGAGUAUUUUUCCAACAUCCUCUCUAUCUCUCUUACCCUCCCUCAAUAUUCAGUUUCUCAGCUCAGCUCCAUGCUUCAUCCGUCUCAAACCGAAACAACGCCUUAAUCCCCACUUCCUCUCCCACACAGCCAACGAAGAAAACACGCAUCUUUCAUCCUCAAAUCCAUCACUUCCACCUCCCAUCCUCAUGGAUUUCACCCACAUCAGAAAUGAAACUAAGUUCUACACCGAAGACCAAUCCUCAGAAGACGAAGAAAUGGACAAACAAAACAGCGCAACCGCAACCCAACCCCCCAAAAUCCUCCCUUUCCUUCCCACUCCCUCCCCAACUUCUUCUUCCUCCCCUCCCCCUCCAUUCCCACCCACAUCAAUACAAAAAGAACACAUGUUCGACAAAAUCGUCACACCCAGCGACGUCGGCAAGCUAAACCGCCUCGUCAUCCCCAAACAACACGCCGAGAAAUACUUUCCCUUAGACACCGCCGCCCACGACCGUGGUCUCCUCCUCAACUUCGAAGACCGCAACGGCAAGCCAUGGCGUUUCCGAUACUCCUACUGGAACUCAAGCCAGAGCUACGUCAUGACCAAGGGUUGGAGCCGUUUCGUUAAAGAAAAAAGCUUAGAUGCCGGAGAUACCGUUUCCUUCGGCCGCGGAAUGGGAGAAUCCGUCAGCCAUCGCCUCUUCAUUGACUGGAAACGUAGACCAGAUCCACUCCUUAAUCCACCCAACACAAUCCGCAUCCCCCGCUUCUCUUACCAUUCCUCACCCACAUCCUCCCAUCCUCACCCCUACCUCUCCCUUGCCCGCUCCGCAUCCGCCCCUUGGUCCGCCAGCCGCCUCUUCAUCCCCCACACGCCCACCCCUCCUCCACCCUCCGAUCUCUUCUACUUCCGCUCUACCUCUGCCGUCCCCGGCCAGUCGAGCCCGCUACCCACCAAGCCGAAGCGCGUCCGGCUCUUCGGCGUCAACUUAGACCAACCUUAUGAUGAGGCAGAUAAAACUAAGACCAACGGGUUCAUAGGACUGCAACUCAGCUCUACUGUUGCUUCUCAAAAUCUCUGCCUUGGUACCACCGAGCCGUUCUCCGCGGCUUCAUCCUCUUCAUCAGCCAAAUUUAGCAGCCAUCAUUCACCUCCUUUUGAUUUUGACGUGUUAUAUUUCGUGAUGUUUUUCAGGUGUUUCGUCCUGCUCUUGAAAGCUAUGCAGUGUCCAGAAAAAGCUUGGAAACUACCAAGGGAUGAUGAAGGGUAUUUGUAGAAGAAAUCAUUGUAGAGGAUGGACAGUGCAUGGGGAAAACAUUACGGGUGGAUGACUGUACAUUUGACAGAUCUGUCCGUCGGAGCAGUGUAUGAGGCAGCUUUAUAGGCAUACAACUUUUUUUUUUUUUUUUUGUAUUUCCUUUUGUAUGCUAUGUAUUUCUGUUUUCUGUAGCAUGGUAUAUGUGUGGGUUGGGGUGUGGGAGAUGUGGGAUUAUCCUAAUAAGGUUAAAAUAGGUGAGCAUUUUCUACUAGGGCUGCACAAUUCUGCGCACCCAAAAAGAACAAAAGUAAUGGUGAAUGAAGACAAGCAUAAGUUUCUAGAAACAUUAAUGUGCGCAGAGAAGGUGAAAGAGAAAGGUGAGAGGAAGAAUUAAUUUACAGCAGAAGGAAGGUAUCAUGUUAAUUAUGUAUGAUGCAUGCUUGAGAAAUAUGGAAAUUUGUAAUGAAAUCUCUAAUUAGGCUUCACAGUACAUUUCACGUGAUUGUGUUUCCUGAAAGGAAGGUGAUAAAUGCACAUAAACUAA